UGGAGGUGCCGACAUGGGGCUCAAGAUGUCCUGCCUGAAAGGCUUUAAAAUGUGUGUCAGCAGCAGCAGCAGCAGCCAUGACGAGGCCCCCGUCCUGAACGACAAGAACCUGGACGUGCCCGACAUCAUCAUCACGCCCCCCACCCCCACAGGCAUGAUGCUGCCCAGGGACUCGGAGAACUCAGUCUGGCUGGAUGAGACAGGGUCAUGCCCGGAUGAUGGCGAAAUCGACCCAGAAGCCUGAGGCGGUGUCAUCGAAUUGUCUGGUGGACUCUUGCUCCAGCGUCCUGGCUUCAGGUGUCCGGGGGUGUGGCUGCCUGGGGAAGGUGGGCUGAGCACCCUGGAUGGAACAGAGCAAAUCCUGGCUGCCGCUCAGAAAGACGUGCCAGGACCAGCGAGGAAUCCGGCCUGCCUGCUUCCACAACAGGGUUUCCCAGGCCCCGCUGAGUGGACGCACCUCUGACGCCUCCAGGCUCUUGCCGACUCUGGCCCGGUAAGAGAGAGUGCCAUGGUCCUGGCUGUCGGGGUCCCAGGGAAAAGUUUUUUUCUGGACGAACACACCCUCCCAGUCCCCUGGGCCGGGCAAACAUGGGCCUCUGCCAUCAACACAAACAAGAACUUCUUGCAGGUGGAGUGGCUGUUUUUUAUGUGUUAUUUUACAGAUAUGGAAACAGUCCAAAAGGGGAUUUAUAAUUUCUUUUUUGCAUUAUAAAUAAAGAUCCUCUGUAACAAAUGGU
Sapajus apella (tufted capuchin) is the source of this 737-nucleotide messenger RNA. It is a transcript of the gene CLMB, whose product is annotated as chromosome unknown C16orf74 homolog. The transcript has 3 exons. The record is from RefSeq and is a predicted model, not a curated record. The coding region runs from base 14 to 244 and encodes 76 amino acids. Lineage: Eukaryota; Metazoa; Chordata; Mammalia; Primates; Cebidae.